AACCCGUCACACAGCUGCCAAGCCAACGUCCAAGUUGCCAUGUGAUCCAUGAAGAUGCAGUACGAUUUGCGGCAGGAGGCGCUUGCAUUGUCGCGGGCAAGGCGGUCCAAGAUUGCGGCCGGCACAAGACCCGCAAUCCAGGCUGCGGCAGUGGCAGCGGCAGAAUUCGAGGAGCCUCAGGAGCCUUUGGCGCUGGACUUGCACGUGGAGACUGCGGCGCUGCAGCGCGCACAUCGUGCGCUACGGGCAUCCAACACGUUCGCUAGCCCCAAGUGGACGGAUGAGGAAGGCCUGGGCCUAUCCUGGCCAUGCCCUGUCUGUGGCACACUGCUGGAGAAAGGAGAGAAAGUUGUGUCACCUUCAGCUGGCGCUGAAUUGGAUGGACCAGCGCAGGCAGAGGAGGUGCUUGGGGCUCGAAUCGAAGUCCUGGAGGAGCUUUUGUCGAAGACGAGGCCUCAGGCUGCCGAGGCCGCGGCGUGCCAGCGACGCCUGCGGGCGGCGGAGGCGAAGACGGUGGACCUGGAGGCAGCUUUAGAUCUGGCCUCCAGGACCUGCGACGAGCUCUUCUCGACGCUGGAGCUGCAGACCGCGGAGUUCCAGGCCUUCGCGGCGCAGGUGCGCGCCGCCGCAGGACCCUGGCUGGAACAACAGAACCAGCUGGAGGUGCAGCUCGGCGCAGUGCUCAAGGCCAUCACCCUUCCAGGCGAGAAGCCCAACAAGCUGCGGGAGGAGCUGCAGACCGAGCGGCGCAGACUGCAGGUCUCGCGCCGCCGUUCCCGCCGUGAGAGCGCCCAGAAGCACGAGGCCACCAUUCGCGCGCUUCAAACGAAGCUGCUGGAGGCUGAAGCUCCUGAACGCACUGGUUUGGAGCAAGACCUGCGACAGCAGCUUGACAGGAGUUCCCUGAAGGCAUCAGAGCGUCUCGGCACAAACUGCCGGGCCAAGCAAGACAGGCUUGAAAGUGCUCUUGCGCAGCAGCAGGCAAAAGCAACGGAGGAGGCAACGGAGCUAAAGGCUCAAGUUGCGGCACUGGAAGAAGGUGCGGAAGCGAAGCAGAGGGAAGCGCAUGAGGCGAAGGUGUCCAGGGCAAAGCUUCGGAUCCAACGCACUGGGGAAGGCAAGGGACUGGUGGCUCGUUCCCUCGAGGUGUUGUCCACCGGCGUGGUGGUGUACAAGCUUUGCGCAGGGAAUGGCAAAUGGCAAGAGCGGUUUCUGGCUGUGACGCCAGCUCCGCCAGCUGCGCCUGAGAGUCUGAAGUGGUCCAAGGACGUGAGCCGGCGGCGGCUCAGCAGCCCUUCGGUGGUGCCUCUGAAGGAGGUGGUCCACGUGGGCUUCGGCUCCGAUGCCCUGCCAGAGAAGCAUCGCCAGGAAGUCUCCUGGUGCUGCUUUUCCGUUUGGACAGCCCAGCGGUCAUUCCACUUUAAGGCUGGCGACGAGCGCAUCGCGGAGAACUUUGUGCUGGGCCUCUCCAGGCUUUGCCCUGGCACAAAGCCGGCCAGCGUGCACAGUUUGAUCCUCCACCGCGCCUUGGGGAAGCUGGGCCCCGACGGGGCCGCCCGCGCCGCCGCCAUUUCUGCAGCCGUGCGCCGGGCCGCUGAGGUCAGAAAGGAGGAGUUGCAGGCAGCGGAGUCAGCGCAGGCAGCAAAAUCAGAGGAAGAGGAUGAGGACGAGGAGGGAGAGGAGUCGGAACACACGUCGGACGAGGAGAAGUCAGCCACAAGCGCUGAGCCAGAACGUAUCCCAAUCAAAAAUCGUGCGGCUUUGUGCAGCUAUUUCGAUGCGCUCGACAAUGUGCAGCAAAGAGAUGUGGUGUGUGCAAAGAUGUCAUGACACUGGC
Molecule: messenger RNA, 1837 nt
Organism: Effrenium voratum
Lineage: Eukaryota; Dinophyceae; Suessiales; Symbiodiniaceae
Source: the annotation of a GenBank genome assembly